ACAAAGUGCAAAAACUAGUCAUAACUCACUAAUUGAGUUGGAUAAUUCAUGUUUACUUCCUUUCACACAAACGACGCGAGUUUUAUCAUUUAUAUUACGCUGUCGGUGAUAUUGUCCCCAAAACCGCGUAUUCCAAAACCACCCCACCGCCCGUUAUCUCCACCCAUUCCCCUGAGCUACGCUUCCACGCCGUCGUUGAUAUUCUCCCCCUCCAUCCCUGAAAUUUAGCCUUCCAAUCUUUGUUUAAAAUAAAAAAAUUCAAUCGACUCUAUUGUUCGAUUUCUUUGAUUAUCCCCUUUCUUCAUCGAAUUCGGUUCAGACCUGAUUCCAAAAUGGCGGCAACGAGACGGUUACGGGAUCUCCAAUCACAGCCGGGUAACAAAACUUGCGUCGAUUGUAACCAAAAGAAUCCUCAGUGGGCUUCGGUUUCUUACGGCGUUUUCAUGUGCUUAGAAUGCUCAGGCAAACACCGCGGUUUGGGUGUUCACAUCUCGUUCGUCCGAUCCGUUACCAUGGAUUCCUGGUCCGAUAUACAGAUCAAGAAGAUGGAAUCCGGUGGUAACGAGAAGCUCAACGCCUUUUUGUCACAAUACGGUAUUCCUAAAGAAACCGAUAUCGUUACCAAGUAUAACACUAAUGCCGCGAGUAUCUACCGCGAUCGUAUCCAAGCCCUAGCCGAGGGUCGUGCCUGGAGGGAUCCACCCGCUGUGAAGGAGACUCUGAACGGUGGUUCUGGUGGUAAUCGGAAGCCGCCGUUGAGCGGUGGAGGUAGCCGGGGCGGGAAUGAUGGAGGAUGGAAUAGUUGGGAUAAUGACGAUUCCUUUAGAUCUUCGAGCGACAUGAGGAGGAAUCAAUCGGCUAGUGAUUUUAGAGCAGGGAAUUACCACGGUGGUGGAAUGGGAGGUGUACCAGUGAAGUCGAGGUCGAGUGAGGAUAUGUAUACGAGAUCCCAAUUGGAGGCUUCGGCGGCAAAUAAGGAGAGUUUUUUUGCGAGGAAAAUGGCGGAGAAUGAAUCGAGGCCUGAAGGGUUGCCCCCUUCACAAGGAGGGAAGUAUGUUGGUUUUGGAUCGAGUCCUAUGCCUACGCAGAGGAAUAAUAAUAAUUCUCAAGGGGAUGUGCUCUCUGUUGUAUCUCAGGGGAUUGGGAGGCUAUCUUUGGUAGCUGCAUCUGCCGCUCAAUCUGCCGCAUGGCAGGUGAAGGAGGGUGGCUAUGAUGCCAGGGUUAAUGAAACUGUCAAUGUUGUCACUGCAAAGACAAGUGAGAUUGGCCAAAAGACGUGGGGCAUCAUGAAAGGGGUCAUGGCAAUGGCUUCACAGAAGGUUGAGGAGUACACUAAAGAUGGCAUGAACUGGAAAACCGAUAACUGGCAACAAAAUGAUGGUGUGAAGAACGGAUAUUAUAAUGAGUUUAAACACGAGAAUAAUGGAUGGAAUUCUACUACCGGAGGACAAUCCUCUUCUGCUGGCAAUAAUAAUUCUUAUAACUCAAGUUCUUGGGAUGACUGGGACAUGAAAGGCAACAGAAAGGAAGAUAAUACAAAAGUGACUUCCUCUUGCAGUAAUGAUGGUUGGGCUGGCUGGGAUGAUGCCAAGGACGAUGGAUAUGAUCAUUUCUAUAAUGGUGGUUCAUAUGAUAAAAAAGCUGUCGGACAAAAUGGAAAAUCCAAUUCCUCACGGACUGGUGGAGGCUUCCUUUAAGGUUUAGUUUCAUAUUAUUAUAGAUUUUAUGAUCAUGUUUUGAUGAAGUUUCAAUAUAUUUAAAUGAACAUUGUCUGAUGUAUAUCCAAUGUCCAGGUUUAACUUGAAUUCUAUUUACAGAUAUCAGAACUAUUACUUACUCAGAAAGGUAAGAAGUACAUAAAUUAUCCAGGCAUCAUUAUUUGCGAAUCAGAUCACGUAGUGGAAGGUGUGGAUGCUUUUGAUGGAGUUGGCAAUUUCUUCGGUAUGUUUCGUGUUUGUUAUAAGUUUAAAUUUGUAGAACUGUGGACAGAAAGGGCUAAUUUGCCCUAUUAGAAAAAGGAUUGCUUUUACCUGCGACAUUAAAAAUCAAAAUUGUUUUGGAUCUA
Hibiscus syriacus is the source of this 2065-nucleotide messenger RNA. Its product is annotated as ADP-ribosylation factor GTPase-activating protein AGD7-like. The transcript has 3 exons. NCBI's taxonomy places the organism in Eukaryota, Viridiplantae, Streptophyta, Magnoliopsida, Malvales, Malvaceae. The record is from RefSeq and is a predicted model, not a curated record. Bases 333 to 1697 code for a protein of 454 amino acids. Gene Ontology annotation, molecular function: GTPase activator activity. Gene Ontology annotation, biological process: vesicle-mediated transport.